AUGUCUGUGUGUCCGGGUGCCCACACUUUUUCAAAGAGCACAGCCCCUGGCACCUUGGUAACCCCGAAACGAUCUGGCAAGGCAGACAAGACGGAUGUUGGAGUUCCCGAGAUGUGUCCUCGUUCACCAUUAGAUUUGAUAGGAUGCACGAUGGCAAGGCCAACAGGCAGUUUCAAAAAGUUCGAAGAAGAAAACGAGAUAUCACUUUCUUGCCACCGUCAUGCUGCUGCAUAUCCUGCAAUCCUUUCGGCAUUUUUCCUCCAAUCAUAUGCGAACCCGAUAAUUUGCACAGUCACACCCAGGACAGGUGCAUACCGGAUGCCGAUGGAGCUGGAGGCCCAUUAA
This is a messenger RNA of Pyrenophora tritici-repentis Pt-1C-BFP, 345 nucleotides long. The record is from RefSeq and is a predicted model, not a curated record. NCBI's taxonomy places the organism in Eukaryota, Fungi, Ascomycota, Dothideomycetes, Pleosporales, Pleosporaceae.